Perca flavescens (yellow perch) is the source of this 3332-nucleotide messenger RNA. RefSeq names its product solute carrier family 37 member 3 (gene slc37a3). Gene Ontology annotation, biological process: transmembrane transport. The record is from RefSeq and is a predicted model, not a curated record. The transcript is spliced from 14 exons. Gene Ontology annotation, molecular function: transmembrane transporter activity. Bases 254 to 1762 code for a protein of 502 amino acids. Lineage: Eukaryota; Metazoa; Chordata; Actinopteri; Perciformes; Percidae. Gene Ontology annotation, cellular component: endoplasmic reticulum membrane.
GCUGUGGUCGGCGGACAGCGACGCCUGUUACACAGGAAUCCACAGUAAACACAGACUGUCGCCACAUCGAGAACAAGCCAGCUAACGAUUACACAAGCAGAAAGUGAUGUGCUUGUCCCAUCUGGCAUAGUGGGACACUAUAGCUGAACCCGCUCCCUGUCCUGUUGCUGUUCCCCCUGAAGACAUCCACCACCACCCCCACCUCCCUAUCUCGUCCUCCACCUCCUCUUACCUCUCCCCGGCCGCCCCUGUGAUGCCUCCCCCGUGCUGUGGCUACCUGUCACAGUACACUCAUCAUCAUCUGGUUGUCUUCCUCCUCACCUUUUUUAGCUAUGUGUUGCUACAUGCGUCCAGAAAGACGUUCAGUAAUGUGAAAGUCAGCAUCUCAGCCCAGUGGACACCGGCUUUCCAGAAUGGCAGCGCACCAUCUUUCUCUCCUGGCGAGACAUGGGAGGAAAAUCGUCUGUUUGAGGAUGAAAAGCAGGCCACUUUGUUCCUGGGAGCUCUGGACUCCAUCUUCCUUUUUUCAUAUGCAGUGGGUCUGUAUCUCAGCGGUGUGAUUGGGGACAGAGUGAACCUGCGCUACGUGCUCUGCUUCGGCCUGUGUGGCUCUGCUGUAGUGGAGUUUCUGUUUGGCACUCUCACCGAAUGGCUCCACAUCUACAACAUCUAUCUGUACUGUGGCCUGUGGGUGCUGAACGGCUUGCUGCAAUCAGCUGUCUGGCCCUGCGUGGUGGCCGUCAUGGGCAACUGGUUCGGCAAGGCGGGCCGUGGCUUUGUCUUUGGCCUGUGGAGUGCUUGUGCCUCUGUAGGCAACAUCCUGGGGGCCUUCCUGGCUUCUAGUGUGCUCAAGUAUGGAUAUGAGUAUGCCUUCCUGGUGACCUCAGUGGUGCAGUUUGCCGGGGGGGUGGUGGUGUUCUUCGGCCUGCUUACCUCCCCAAAAGAAGUCGGUUUGAGCUUGGAGUCAGAGACUGGACUCAGUCCGGUGGAGAGGGACACAGACAGCCACAGGCCUUUGAUGAGCGACGAGGAGGAUGAGGCGGAGGCGGAGGCGUACGCCAGACAAUACCAGUCAGUUCAGCAGCCGGACGAACCUCUGGCCGAGGCUCCUCGAGCCAUCGGCUUCUGCCAGGCUUUCUGUCUGCCUGGCGUGCUACCUUAUUCCCUGGCGUAUGCGUGUCUGAAGCUGGUCAACUACUCCUUCUUCUUCUGGCUUCCUUUCUACCUGAGCAACAACUACGGCUGGAAGGAGGCCGAGGCCGACCGCCUCUCUGUGUGGUAUGAUGUCGGAGGAAUCAUCGGAGGGACCGUUCAGGGUUUGAUUUCGGAUUGCAUGGGAAAGAGAGCCCCAGUGUUGGCCAUGAGCCUGGCACUGGCGAUGGGAGCCCUGAUGGGAUACAGCCGCUCACCGAAUGACCGGGUGAUAAACGCAGCGCUGUUGGCUACCACUGGCUUCUUCAUCGGUGGCCCGUCUAAUAUGAUCAGCUCUGCCAUAUCUGCUGACCUGGGGAGACAGGGGGCUCUGAGGGGCAAUCAGGAGGCUCUGGCUACUGUCACUGGCAUAGUGGACGGAACAGGAAGUAUAGGAGCUGCAGGGGGACAGUACCUGGUGUCCCUGAUUGAGAGCAAGCUGGGCUGGAUGUAUGUGUUCUACUUCUUCAUCGUCAUGACGGGGUGCAGCAUUGUGUUCAUCAUUCCCUUGCUCUUUAAAGAGGUGCUUGCCAUGUGGAGAGACAGACAAGCGCUGCGGCGCCAGCUGUGAACACGUCAACAUCUGCCAGCCAUAAUGUUCCCACUCUUAUCAGUGCCAACACAGCAGGGCUGCUCACAAACUGCUGCUUUUAGGUGAGUUUCGCGAGGUAUAAAGAUUUGUGGGACGCUGUUUCUCACAGCCACCAUGGUUUAAGGUGACCUAGAGUUACAGAGCCACCAGUUAAACUCCCACAACAACCAGCGUUUGUCUAUUAACACCCAUGUGAGCAGGCACCGAGUCUUUGAGCACAACACUGAAAUCGUAUCCACUCACUAAAAGCCUAGAAAUGCAAAUGCGCACUUCUUUUAGCGUGAAUCCGAGGAUUUCUAGGUUGAGCUGAACCGAUCGAAAAAGGCUUUACAAGGGACCUAGCUGUCCAGUCUGUGAAUUCAGGCCUUGCAGGGCCAUCACAGAAUGUACUACUGUAUAUAUUUUAGGAUUUAAAUUGAUGUAAAAACCUUUUUAAAAGAGAUGCUCCUAAGUUAAGUUCAAUAAUGUUUGGCCUUUUAGAUCAGAAGUUCUUAACUUAAAGACCCCUUUGGGAUAAUUUGGGUGUCAAGAGUGUCUAAAGAAUGUGAAUAUGAAUUGUAAUGUAGACAUUUUAUCGUCAGCUUUUGUAGAUAUGUAUGAUCUAGGGAUGGGCAUGAUUAAUCGACGAUCGAUAAUUGAUUAUUAAGAAUUUCGUCGACGACGUUAAUUUGUCAUCGAUUAAACUAAUGCUGGUUGCGUUGCGUAGUGUGAGUCUUGAAGCAAUUGAACACAGUGUGGCAGCAAUUAAACAUUUUACCACUUGGGGGCAAUAUUUGACUUCAUACUCAGUUACCUGGCUGCGAGUUUCCGUUUUGAUUUCAAAAGUAAUCAUGAAGAAGACACGGCGAAGUGUGGCGUGGGACCGUUUAGAUUUUUUUUUUUUUUUAAAACGACUUAGUUCACUGCAAAUACUGAGAUGCCGUGUAUAAGUACAAGACGUCCACGACGAAAUGAUGUAUCCUACCACUAAACAAAGUGUAUCCGAGCGUGUUAAUGUCGGUGGCGGCCGCGGUGCGUCCUGCUCUCAGUCUCGACCUAGCAUAAACUGGGCGUUAGCACGGAGAAGCUGCAAUGCACAACGAGCAGAGAAAAUUACCCAAGGGACCUGCAAGUUCCUUGACAUGGAUAUUGGAACCAGCAUAUCACAUUUCGUCAUGAUGUACCAUCACCAGACUAGUAGAAACUCACUACGAAGAACGGAAUAAGGUUCCCCGGGCUGGCCAAGUUAGCGCGGAGGUACCUGUGUAUCCCGGCAACGCGGGUGUUUUUGGCGGCUGGACUGACGGUCACCAGGUAGCGGUCGCGUCUGACCCCAGAUGAUGUCAACAUGCUUAUCUUUCUCAACACACAUCAGUAGACUGGUGCCGAAGUUGUAUCUGAGUUAGCCUACUGGUUAUUUUUUAUUAGGCUUUGUCCCGUGCCUUGGAUCAUUUUGAGUUACAUUCUGUUUAAGAACGCCGGCUCGCAGCUGCAGGUUCUGCUGCUUCAGAGCGCCGCAGCGCAUAUAUCUAUAAUCUAUGUCUAUAUCUAUAACCUCCAGUUUAACUGC